CCGAAAUCCCAAUCCCCAGCUCAGCUGAUGCGUUGCCUUGCCUGCAUCGGACGCGACUCUCGUCUCCCUGGGAUCGCCCUGCCCUAGUCUCUCGUCCGCUUCAUUCCCAAGCCGAGCAACAGAGAGGAAAGAAGCAGAAAUUUCCGCACCAUGUUCAAGAAGUUCUCUUCAGAAGAUAUAUCUGGGCAGAAUCAAGUUAAGGCCUCUGUACAGAGAAGGAUUCGGCAAAGUAUUGCUGAUGAGUACCCUAGCCUUGAACCUUUGCUAGAUGACUUGCUCCCAAAGAAGUCACCUAUGAUUGUUGUUAAAUGCCAAAACCAUUUGAAUCUUGUGGUGGUGAAUAAUGUCCCACUAUUUUUCAACAUCCGUGAUGGUCCUUACAUGCCAACCCUGCGUCUUCUUCAUCAGUAUCCUGAUAUCAUGAAAAAGUUCCAAGUGGAUAGAGGUGCUAUUAAAUUUGUUCUCUCCGGUGCAAACAUAAUGUGUCCUGGAUUGACAUCACCUGGUGGUGUCUUGGAUGAUGAAGUCGAAGGGGAAACACCAGUGGCUAUAAUGGCUGAAGGAAAACAACACGCAUUGGCAAUUGGAUAUACAAAAAUGUCAGCGAAUGACAUAAGGACCAUCAACAAAGGAAUUGGAGUUGACAACAUGCACUAUCUAAAUGAUGGCCUAUGGAAGAUGGAACGGCUUGAAUAAGUUGAACGCACUGAGGGAUGCAGAAUUUGCGGCAUGGGCGUGUUUGAGUUGUAAUGAUCAGUGGGACCAUGUAUCUACACAGCUGGUAUCGUUUAAGCAGAUGAACCAGAGGCUACAUUUGCGCUGAGAGAAGUUUACUCGACCCUUUGGUGUUAGAGAUAUCUGUCGACACUGACUUAUGAAUGCUGCGUGCAACGCUUUAUAUGGCAGUGCGAUGCUGCGAUCCUUGUGUAAUGCUGUUGCCUUAUCACUGAUCGUUGUGCAUUCACCACAAUAAGUUGAAAGGGGAAAAAGGGUUGAAAUCCAUAAAGCUCGACUUGAGUCA
Messenger RNA from Phragmites australis (common reed), 1021 nucleotides. RefSeq lists its product as uncharacterized. NCBI's taxonomy places the organism in Eukaryota, Viridiplantae, Streptophyta, Magnoliopsida, Poales, Poaceae. Gene Ontology annotation, biological process: formation of translation preinitiation complex. The coding region runs from base 151 to 696 and encodes 181 amino acids. The transcript is spliced from 8 exons. Gene Ontology annotation, molecular function: RNA binding. The record is from RefSeq and is a predicted model, not a curated record.